This is a messenger RNA of Chara braunii, 1065 nucleotides long. The record is from the annotation of a GenBank genome assembly. Lineage: Eukaryota; Viridiplantae; Streptophyta; Charophyceae; Charales; Characeae.
CCCUGCAACGUUUCAGCGGGCCAUGAAUAUGGCCUUCGCUGAGUUCGUUAACAAAACCCGACUAACCCAGCCCCUGAUCAAUUUCUGCGUGAUUGUGUACAUGGAUGAUAUUUUGGUCUUUUCAAAAAUACACGAGUACCACGUGGAACACAUUGAGUGGGUUUUGCAUGCACUAAAAGAUGCGGGGUUCAAAGUGGCCUUGGAGAAAAGCGAGUUCUUCUUGUCGGAGAUCUCAUUCUUGGGGUACAUCGUCACUGUCGAUGGACUAAAACCGGAUCCGAGGAAGGUGGCAGCAGUUCAAGAAGCCCCGACGCCGGUCACACUCACCCAGGUUCGGGCUUUUCUAGGGCAGGCAUCCURUUACCGACGCUUCAUCAAGGGGUUCGCCGGUGUAGCGAAGCCCCUAACGAACCUGCUGAAAAAAGAGGAGCAGCUGAUCUUGACGCCGGAAAGCGAAGCGCCGUUUCAGGCGUUGAAGGAGGCUCUGACAUCUGCUCCUGUGUUGGCGUGUCCCGACCCGACAAGACCGUUCGCACUGUACAUCGAUUGGCAGCCGCAGGCGAUAUCGGAGGUGCUGACUCAACACGGGGCGGACAGAAGGGAACACGUCAUUGAAUAUGCAUCCAAGACGCUGGGCCAGACGCAGGCUAAUUACAAAGCGUGCAAAGGCGAAUGCCUGGCGGUGGUGUGGGGGAUUCAGCAUUUCCGACCGUAUCUUUACGGCCAGAAAUUCGUGCUGGUAACGGAUCAUCAGCCGCUGCUGUCCCUACGCAACAACACAAACUACACGGGGACGCUGGGAAGGUGGGCGGUACGUUUGCAGGACUAUGACUUCGACAUCCGCCACCGUGCCACGCAGCAGCAUGGCAACGCCGAUGGAUUGACGCGCCUCCUACCGCCCAACAAGUGUCCCGCCAACGAGCGACUCAUUCCGUGGAGGCCAGAAGCCGCGGCGACGAAACCGCACUACGGGGAGCUACACGUGCUGCGCAAGGACGACGCCUGAGUCCGGAAUGGAGGUUUCGCCGGAGAUGGAAGACGCUAUCUCUUUGCCCUCAUCCAACU